Molecule: messenger RNA, 897 nt
Organism: Cyclocybe aegerita
Lineage: Eukaryota; Fungi; Basidiomycota; Agaricomycetes; Agaricales; Hemipholiotaceae
Source: the annotation of a GenBank genome assembly
UGGAACCCAGCUGGCACUCUCAGACGUACCCCAGUCUUCGCUCAAAGCCUAAGAUGCCUUCUUUCGACACCUACAACGCAAAGACAACCAGCAUCAGCGACCCAUGGCCCGCCACCGUCAACGGCGUUGAGCGCAUUGCACUUUCUGCCCAGGGUGACCUCCAACGAGUGCUGAGGUCGUUCUUCGCCCGCCCAAUCGUCAUCGCCCUCGUGUACUCCCACACUAUGCGACAGGCCUCGCUCCAGUCCGCACUCGAGCCGGUGGCGCAACCCACACCUGCAAUCAUUGCUUCUGCCUCGCCGACCUCGCCUAUCAUCCAGACGCGCCAGGUGCACCUCCAGUGCGCAGGCAAGAUCGUAUGCACGGCGACCUCGACCGUGCGCAUCACGUCACCGGAGUGCGCCCAUCUGUUCCUCCAGGAGAAAUACGCCAUCGGACAGAUGUUCCGCCGUCUGGAGAAGGUGCCUGCGUUCGAGCUGCUCUCAGUCGGCCUGGGUGCAGUGACGGAUGACCAGGAGAAGGAGAAGGGCGGCUUGAAAAUGUCGACGUCGACGUCCAUGCCCACGUCCAUCUCGAUGAGUUCGCUCAAUGGCAACCCUCCCGCCAGCCUCGCGAACCAGCUCUGGAGGAAGUACACGCUCAUCAUCCCCAAUUUCGAGUGCGAGAUCCUUGAGGUGUUCCCCGACAGGAAUAUGUUCCUCGGCGGCGAGAAGUGGCUGACGGGCGAGGAGAACGAGGAGAAACAGGCCGUAACGGAGCUGCUUUCCUCCAUGAAGACUGGCGACGUUGCCUCGACUGUCAACCGCGGUCUGCAGGCCACCGUUGUCGUCGGGUUCCUGCUCAUGCUGGCGUUCGAACUCUCCAUGUACGCUGGGGGACGAUGGAGCAAUUGUUGAG